CCCGUCUCUUAAAAGAGUCUGAGUUUGAGCAGUGUCCAGCCCUCUAAAAAUCCAAAUAAUAUAUUUAUAAAAAAAAAAAAAACGAGUAGCAAGCCAAGUAAGCUAGGGUCUCGUAUCGUCUCUCUCUAGCCACUGCAAAAUCAGCCUCGCGCGCUCCAUCGUUUUUGUCACGCUCAAGUCAAUUGUGUUUUUGAUUUAUCAGGUAUCAGAAAAUGGAGUCUUCAGAUUCACGGAAAGAUUUGCCACCACCUCCGGCUAUAAUUCCUUCUGACGUGGUGAAAACAGAAUUGGGUCCAACUUAUGAACAAACAAAGAAAGCAGCAACCCCAAAACGAGUUCCCAUGGCUCGCCGUGGGUACGGUGCUAAAGGACAGAGAAUACAACUACUAACCAACCAUUUCAAAGUGGCAGUGCCCAAGUCAAAUGACCACUUCUACCAAUACAGUGUUGGUCUAUUUUAUGAAGAUGGCCACCCGACCGAUGGAAAGGGAAUCGGAAGAAAGGUUAUGGACAAAGUCCAGGAGACCUAUGAUUCUGAGCUGGAAGGUAAGCAGCUUGCUUAUGACGGGGAGAAGACCCUGUUUACGAUUGGUUCUCUUCCACACAACAAGCUGGAAUUCACUGUUGUGUUGGAGGAUGUCUCCUUAACCAGAGGUGGAGAUAACGACAGUUCCAGGGGUAACGGCAGCCCCAGUGAAAGUGAUCUAAAGCGAAGGAAGCGGCCCUACCACUCCAAAACGAUUAAAGUACAAAUCAGCUACGCAACUAAAAUUCCAGUUCAAGCAAUUGCAGCUGUUCUGCAGGGUCAAGAAUCUGAACAUUUUCAAGAAGCUGUCAGAGUACUAGACAUUGUGCUAAGACAGAAUGCAGCAAGGCAGGGUUGCCUGUUGGUCCGACAGUCGUUUUUCCAUAAUAAUCCAAGAAACUUCGUUGAGUUGGGAGGUGGUGUCAUGGGAUGCCGUGGUUUUCAUUCAAGUUUUCGAGCAGCCCAAGAUGGCUUAUCUCUGAAUAUUGAUGUAUCAACCACCAUGAUAGUUAAACCUGGACCAGUAGUGGACUUCCUAAUCAUGAAUCAGAAUGUUCGAGAUCCUUACCAUAUUGACUGGACAAAGGCUAAGCGGAUGCUUAAAAAUUUGAGGAUUAAAACUAAUCACUCCAACACUGAGUACAAAAUCACUGGAUUGACUGAAAAAUCCUGCAGAGAGCAAACUUUCUCGCUAAACCAAAGAAGUGGACGGGAACGGGAAGGUGAAGUGCAAACUAUUGAGGUUACGGUUUAUGAUUACUUUGUAAAUCAUCGCAAAAUGCGAUUGCAGUAUUCAGCUGAUUUCCCGUGCAUUAAUGUUGGGAAACCAAAGCGCCCAUCGUAUUUUCCUCUUGAGCUGUGCAAUCUGGUUUCGUUACAACGCUACACCAAGGCGUUGUCCAACCUGCAAAGGGCUUCCCUUGUGGAGAAAUCACGGCAGAAGCCCCAAGAGCGGAUGAGAUCUUUGACAGAUGCUUUGAGAAGCAGCAAUUAUGAUGCUGAUCCAAUGCUUCGUUCUUCUGGAAUUUCAAUUAGUGCUCAGUUUACUCAAGUUGAAGGUCGUGUAUUAUCUGCUCCCAGGUUAAAAGUGGGAAAUGGAGAGGACUUCUUCCCUCGAAAUGGGAGAUGGAAUUUCAACAACAAGAAACUAGUGGAUCCAGUGAAGAUAGAAAAAUGGGCUAUAGUAAACUUCUCUGCACGUUGUGACAUACGUUAUCUGUGCAGUAACUUGAUGAAGUGUGGAGACAUGAAAGGCAUUAGCAUAAGUAACCCAUUUGAGGUAUUUGAAGAGAGUCUCCAGUUUAGGCGAGAAUCUGCUACUGUAAGAGUGGAGAGAAUGUUCGAGGCCAUUAAGUCUAAGCUUCCAGAGCCACCACAAUUUCUGUUGUGUAUUCUUCCAGAGAGGAAGAACUCUGACAUUUAUGGUCCGUGGAAAAGGAAAAAUCUUUCUGAUUUAGGGAUCGUCACACAGUGCAUUGCACCUACAAAGGUGAAUGAUCAGUACCUGACAAAUGUGCUACUGAAAAUCAAUGCCAAGCUUGGUGGAAUGAAUUCCUUGUUAUCAAUUGAGCAUGCUCCUUCUAUACCUUUGGUCUCUAAGCUUCCCACCUUAAUACUUGGGAUGGAUGUAUCACAUGGCUCUCCUGGUCAUUCUGAUGUGCCAUCUAUUGCUGCGGUGGUAAGUUCCAGGCACUGGCCAUUAAUUUCUCGCUACAGAGCUUCUGUUCGCACCCAGUCACAGAAGGUUGAAAUGAUUGCAAAUCUAUUCAAGCCUGUUGCUGGUACUCGUGAGGAUCAGGGCAUUAUCAGGGAGUCACUUCUGGACUUCUACUCAAGCUCAGGAAAAAGAAAGCCUGAUCAGAUAAUUAUUUUCAGAGAUGGAGUGAGCGAGUCACAGUUCAACCAAGUUCUAAACAUUGAACUUGAACAAAUUAUUGAGGCCUGCAAUUUCUUGGAUGAGAACUGGUGCCCGAAAUUCAUGAUGAUUGUUGCCCAGAAAAAUCACCAUACCAAGUUCUUCCAGUCGGGAUCACCUGAUAAUGUUCCACCUGGUACUGUCAUUGACAACAAGGUUUGCCAUCCCAGAAACAAUGACUUCUACAUGUGUGCUCAUGCUGGGAUGAUUGGAACGACUAGGCCUACUCAUUACCAUGUUCUACAUGAUGAGCUUGGUUUUUCUGCAGAUGAUUUACAAGAGCUUGUGCACUCCUUGUCAUACGUGUAUCAGAGGAGCACCACUGCCAUAUCUGUAGUUGCUCCAAUUUGCUAUGCCCACUUAGCUGCAAGCCAGAUGAGUCAGUUUAUCAAGUUCGAUGAUUUGUCAGAUACAUCAUCUAGCCGUGGUGGGGUUACUGUUCCAAGUGCUGUUCCAGUUCCAGAAUUGCCUCGUCUGCAUGAUAAUGUCAGCAGUUCGAUGUUCUUCUGUUAAGUCGUUGGUUUUAAUUAUGCUCACAAACCAUAGUUACAGCUGUGCAGCUUACUUUAGCCUAGAGUUGAAUAGUUUCCUACCACAAACAUGCAAUCGUAUUUUGGUCUUUUAACCGGAUCUCAUUCCCGUCCUGAAAUGAUGCCUGACAUCACUACUUCGAUGUCAAGUGGUUUACCCCCCCUAUA
Molecule: messenger RNA, 3139 nt
Organism: Populus euphratica (Euphrates poplar)
Lineage: Eukaryota; Viridiplantae; Streptophyta; Magnoliopsida; Malpighiales; Salicaceae
Product: protein argonaute 4A-like
Exons: 23
Coding region: 213-2954 (913 amino acids)
Molecular function (GO): RNA binding; protein binding
Source: RefSeq, a predicted model, not a curated record